CUCCACCUCCUCAGGGCUGGGGCAGCAGCUGCUGGGCAAGUCAGCUUUAGUCUCCCUGCUUUCCUAGUCUCUGAACCGCCUUCCUGCAGAGCUGGAGUUGACUGUGAAGUUGUCGAACUUACUGGACCCUUCCAGGAAGCUACCUAUGCCCAGCUGGGGCACAACCCCAGCUGAUGCCCCAGAGAGGCCACCUAUCUCAGGAGAGCCUUUGGGCCUUGCCCUCCCUCCCCAUGGCGCACGGACUGGGAUCUGAAGCUGAGGGAUUGCUGGACCUCAGCUUCCUGACAGAGGAGGAGCAGGAGGCCAUCUCUGACGUCCUCAAACGAGAUGCUCGCCUGCGCCAGUUGGAGGAAGGGCGGGUCAGCAAGCUCCGGGCCUCACUGGCGGACCCCUGGCAGCUGAAGAUCCUGACAGGAGACUGGUUCCAAGAAGCACGGUCCCAGCGACACCACCACGCCCAUUUUGGUUCCGACCUUGUCCGGGCUUCUAUCCGAAGGAAGAAGAGCUCUAAGGGGGACCAGGCUCUGGGGAGUGAUGGUGAAGCAGAGGCUGCAGGGGAAGACGCCAUUGAAGAAGAGCUGGAGUCCAGGGUCUCCACAGAGGUGGCUGCUCCAGAGAGGCACACAGAGACCCAAGAGCCCGAUUUCUCCUCACCAUGUGUACCCUCAAAGGCUUCCGGUCAGGAGGAGGAGCCUCAGGACCGGGAAGCCCCUGGCCAAGGGGGUGUGCAGGUGGCAGAGGCGGACCCAGAGCUGGAUCCUGGGCAGGAGGCGGAGCAGGAGUCCCGGCCAACUCCAGCCCAGACCAAGACGACCUCCAAGAUCGUGGAGAAUGGAGAAGAGGCCCCGGGGCUCGGCCCCUCUCUUGACCGCAUGCUAAGCAGCAGCUCCUCUGUGUCCAGCCUCAAUUCCUCUACGCUGAGCGGCAGCCUGAUGAGCCUAUCGGGGGAGGCGGAGGCGGGCACAGUGCAGGUGCGGGGUUCCGUGCUCUUCUCCCUGCGCUACGAGCCUGGCACCGCUGAGCUGCGAGUACAGGUGAUCCAGUGCCAGGGCCUGGCCGCUGCCCGGCGUCGCCGCUCCGAUCCCUACGUGAAAAGCUACCUCCUCCCGGAUAAGCAGAGCAAGCGCAAGACGUCGGUGAAGAAACGGAAUCUGAACCCGAUCUUCAACGAGACUCUGCGGCACUCUGUCCAGCAAGCUGACCUCCCAGGCCGUGUGCUGAGCCUGUCCGUGUGGCACCGCGAAAGUCUGGGUCGCAACAUCUUUCUGGGAGAGGUUGAAGUGCCACUAGACACGUGGAACUGGGACUCUGAGGCUACCUGGCUCCCCCUUCAGCCUCGGGUUCCUCCCUCUCCAGAUGAGCUUCCCAGCCGUGGACUGCUGUCUCUGUCCCUCAAAUACGUCCCUGCUGGCUCAGAGGGAGGAGGACAGCCUCUGAGUGGGGAGUUACACUUCUGGGUAAAGGAAGCUCAGGACCUUGUACCACUGCGGCCAGGAUCCCUGGAUACUUACAUUCAAUGCUCAGUGCUGCCUGAUGACAGUCGGGCCAGCCGCCAGCGCACAAGAGUGGUUCGAAGAAGUCUCAGCCCCGUGUUCAACCACACCAUGGUGUAUGACGGCUUUGGGCCUGCUGACCUACGCCAGGCCUGUGCUGAGCUCUCCCUGUGGGACCAUGGGGCCCUGGCCAGUCGCCAGCUGGGGGGCACACGGCUCAGCCUUGGUACCGGCAGCAGCUAUGGGCUCCAGGUGCCCUGGAUGGAUUCCACACCCGAGGAGAAGCAGCUGUGGCAGACACUCCUGGAGCGGCCCUGUGAGUGGGUGGAUGGCCUUCUGCCCCUCAGGACCAACCUGGUCCCCAGGGCAUAGCCUUGUCGAACCCCUCUGUGGACUCCCACCUAAAGCACGUUCAUGGCCGGAAUCAAUAAAGUCUGUUUACAGAGCCA
Apodemus sylvaticus (European woodmouse) is the source of this 1942-nucleotide messenger RNA. RefSeq names its product synaptotagmin like 1 (gene Sytl1). Gene Ontology annotation, biological process: intracellular protein transport; exocytosis. Gene Ontology annotation, molecular function: neurexin family protein binding; small GTPase binding. The transcript is spliced from 15 exons. The record is from RefSeq and is a predicted model, not a curated record. The coding region runs from base 174 to 1865 and encodes 563 amino acids. Gene Ontology annotation, cellular component: exocytic vesicle; plasma membrane. Lineage: Eukaryota; Metazoa; Chordata; Mammalia; Rodentia; Muridae.